UUGAGAUGGGGCAGAAUUUGGUGUGACUGAUCAAGCCUUAUAUUCUGGAGUGGCAGAGUUUGACACAGUUCGUGCAUGUAUAGAUCUAUACAUCUGUCCUAGGGUAGCUUUCUUCUUCUUUCUCUCGACUGAUGCAGCUUCGUUUCUUUUGCACACGGCGAAGUUCGAGAUAACACAUUAACAAUAAUCAAUAAUAAACCAGAUUGUUGAACCAGUCAUUCAUUGACAGUUGUUUAUAGUAAACAAAGGAACAAAAUGAAGACACAAUGUCCAGAUGCAUGAAUUGGAGAUUUAGUAACAAAAGAAAAAGAACCUCAUAUGCUGAACAUAAAACUUAAUGGUUUUUAUAUGCUCUCAAAACAUCAAAUCUUGCGAAACCAGAGUCCUAUCAAUGGUCUUUUUCCUUCUAUUGGAUCUGACAAGAAUACAAAUAGAAUAGCUCAUGUUCAGGAUUCUAUUUACUGUGCAGUUGCUGUUUGGUCACUGGCUCAAGUUUAUAAUCAGAUUUUCAUCAGAAUAGAUAGCAAUCCUUUGUUAGUCAAUGUCUCACUAAAGAUUGAUGAUGACCAGGGCAGUAUCAUUAGUUGGGCCAAGCUGAUGAUAGGUAUGUUGCAAUGUUGGAUAUUCAAGUUGGCCUCCUUCAGUCUUAGAGCGACUAUGGUUCAUCUCAAACACUUUUCCAUGUGCAAUGUUGGAUAUGACAGGCAGAUAAAGUGA
Molecule: messenger RNA, 717 nt
Organism: Biomphalaria glabrata
Lineage: Eukaryota; Metazoa; Mollusca; Gastropoda; Planorbidae
Product: probable phosphorylase b kinase regulatory subunit beta
Exons: 5
Coding region: 319-717 (132 amino acids)
Biological process (GO): glycogen metabolic process
Cellular component (GO): phosphorylase kinase complex
Molecular function (GO): calmodulin binding
Source: RefSeq, a predicted model, not a curated record